Messenger RNA from Teleopsis dalmanni, 3927 nucleotides. RefSeq names its product vinculin. Gene Ontology annotation, molecular function: actin filament binding; structural molecule activity. NCBI's taxonomy places the organism in Eukaryota, Metazoa, Arthropoda, Insecta, Diptera, Diopsidae. The record is from RefSeq and is a predicted model, not a curated record. Gene Ontology annotation, biological process: cell adhesion. Bases 625 to 3513 code for a protein of 962 amino acids. The transcript has 7 exons. Gene Ontology annotation, cellular component: actin cytoskeleton.
AUAAAUUCUAAGAUGCCAGUUUUUCAUACUAAAACAAUAGAGAGUAUUUUGGAUCCUGUGGCGCAACAGCACUAUCAAAGUCAUAGUUCUUUUAUGAAUAAGUAUGGCGGGAGGGGGUUUGCCAUCUCAAGUGGUGAAACCAGAGAUGACCAAUACGAUCAACGCACACAAAAACCAAAUAAAUUGUUUAUAGAAAUCCAAAGCCGAAUAUACUUUGCGAAAAGCUGAAACAAAAAAUAACUCAAAAUGCGAAAACUCUCGGGUAAAAGUAGUAGAUACUACUCAAAACUUACCAAAAUGAGAUUCAAGCAGAAAACCCCAUGAGUAAGAAACUGAUGAGGAACAAUUAGCCUGGGAAACUGAUUGUAAAAAAGUCGAAACCAAGUAAGAAGAGAAAAACUGAGUUUUCACCUGAAUGUGAAACAAAUAAUAGCAACUGUGAACAAAAGAAAGCACCCGAUAUUAAUGCUGUUACUGUUUUAGACAGACGUGCACCUCCAAUAAUGGUAUCGUAUGUAGACAAUUACAAAGGAUGUACACAAAGAUUGCUGAAAUUGUAAAAAAAACAAAUUUCUGUGAAGCCAGUUUGCAACGAAGUCUACAAAGUCAACGGUUUUAGUAUUGAUGACUAUAGGAACUAAACAAAAAUGCUUUCGGACACCAAAAAAUCAUGAUAUUCAUAUGAAAGUUUCUCGGUUAGUUAUUUUACAUGAAGAAGCUGAAGAUGGUAAUGCUAUGCCUGACCUUAGCCGGCCAGUUCAAGUGGUAUCAGCGGCAGUAGCUAAUUUAAUAAAGGUUGGACGUGAAACGAUAAAUAGUUCUGAUGAUAACAUAUUAAAACAAGAAAUGCCAGCAGCUUUACAACGUGUAGAAACUGCUUCGCAGUUACUUGAACAAGCUUCCGGAAUGUUAAGUUCUGACCCUUAUUCGGGACCUGCUCGUAAGAAACUAAUUGAAGGAAGUCGGGGUAUUCUUCAAGGCACCUCAUCGCUUCUGCUCUGCUUCGACGAAUCAGAAGUGAGAAAAAUUAUACAAGAAUGUAAACGAGUUCUGGACUAUUUAGCAGUUGCUGAGGUUAUAAAUACAAUGGAGGAUUUAGUUCAAUUUCUAAAAGAUUUGUCCCCCUGUUUGAGUAAAGUAUCACGGGAACUAAGUGUACGAGAAAAGGAAUUAACCCAUCAAGUACAUAGUGAAAUAUUAGUGCGCUGUGUUGAGCAAGUAAAGAUACUUGCGCCGAUUCUUAUUUGCAGCAUGAAAGUUUACAUACACAUUGUAGAGCAACAGGGCAAAGGGGUUGAAGAAGCUGCUGAAAAUCGAAAUUAUUUAUCAUCUCGCAUGAGCGAUGAAAUGCAAGAAAUUAUUCGAGUACUUCAAUUAACAACUUAUGACGAAGAUACUAGCGAAUUGGAUAACUUGACGGUAUUGAAAAAACUUACCAAUGCUAUAAAUAAUAAAGCGGAACUAGCGAAUGAGUGGUUAGGUAAUCCAUAUGCACUAAGAGGUGGUGUCGGAGAAAAAGCAUUACGACAAAUAAUUGACAAUGCUAAUGAAAUUUCAGAGCGUUGUCUGCCACAAGAUUCUUAUCCAGUACGCAAAUUAGCAGAUGAAAUCACAGCAAUGACGAACGGCUUAUGUGAAUUACGUCAAGACGGUAAAGGCACAUCAAAUCAAGCUGAAUCACUUGCAGUAAACACAAGACAAAAGCUCUUUAAUUUGCAGUCACUUGUUCAAAAUGCCGUCAUUAAUGUUGACAAAGCGGGCGUACAGCAAACAGCGCACACUAUUCAGGGACGAUUAGAUCAAGCACUUAAAUGGCUACAGAAUCCAGAAAUUAAUGAUGGUGGUUUGGGUGACCGCGCCAUAAAUUUGAUUGUAGAAGAAGGUCGUAAGGUAGCCGAUGGAUGCCCAGGACACCAAAAGGCAGAAAUAAUGCUACUUUGUGAUGAAGUUGAUCGUUUGAAACGCCAAGCUGCUGGUAAUUCUCCAGCGGCAAAGGAGGCUGCUAAGAAGUUAACUCAAAAAUUGCAUGAAUUAAAGACAGCAGUACAAAAUGCACUUGUUAAUCGAAUUGUCCAAGAUUUUAUGGAUGUCAGCACACCAUUAAAGCAAUUUUCUGAAGCUGUGAUGCUGUCAGAAGUAGCACCCGGUCGCGAGCAAAAUUUUAAUCAAAAAUCGAAUAAUCUACAGAAUUUUAGCGAUCGAGCUUCAAAAACCUCGCGAAUGGUUGCAGCUGGAGGUGCUUGCGGCAAUAAAAAGUUAGCAGAAAUGUUGCUUUCAUCAGCUGCACAAGUCGAUUCUCUUACACCUCAGUUGAUUAACGCCGGUCGUAUACGAAUGAAUUAUCCAGCUAGCAAAGCAGCAGAUGAACAUUUGCAGAAUCUUAAGCAACAAUAUGCAGAUACCGUAUUGCGAAUGCGCACACUAUGUGAUCAAGCUACUGAUCCUACCGAUUUUAUUAAAACGUCUGAGGAACACAUGCAAAUGUAUGCUAAGUUAUGUGAAGAUGCCAUACACGCAAAGCAACCUCAAAAAUUAGUUGACAACACCUCGAAUAUAGCACGUCUCAUUAACCGUGUGUUGUUAGUAGCUAAACAGGAAGGUGAUAAUUCAGAGGACCCUCUGUAUACCGCUAAACUGAAUACCAGUAUAAAUCGCCUAGAAAGCUCAUUACCUGUAAUGGUUGGUGAUGCUAAACGAGUUGCAAGCAAUAUUAACGAUUUGACAGCUACCCAUGCUUGGAAGCAAUCAUUCCAAAGGCUACUUGCGGAUGUACAAGAUGUGCGAGAUGCUAUAUCACCACCAGUUCCUCCAACACUACCAACUUCGUUACCACCCAUUAUUCCGGAAAUAAGUACUUUACACAUAUCUAAUCUAAAUAUUGAUCGCGCACCACCUCGCCCACCACUUCCUCGUGAAUGUUUAGCACCUGUACGUCCCCCACCAGCUGAAACGGAUGAUGAAGAUGAGGGAGUAUUUCGUACAAUGCCUCACGCCAAUCAACCAAUUUUGAUUGCUGCACGCGGUUUGCAUCAAGAAGUUCGACAAUGGUCUUCCAAAGAUAACGAAAUAAUAGCUGCCGCUAAGCGAAUGGCUAUACUAAUGGCGCGCUUAAGUGAAUUGGUGCUUUCUGAUUCUAAAGGUAGUAAACGGGAAUUAAUCGCAACAGCCAAAAAAAUUGCUGAAGCUUCUGAAGACGUAACGCGAUUGGCAAAGGAAUUAGCACGCCAAUGCACUGAUCGACGUAUACGUACCAAUUUAUUGCAAGUCUGUGAACGCAUUCCUACUAUAGGCACACAACUAAAAAUUCUAUCAACAGUAAAAGCAACAAUGUUAGGUGCUCAGGGAUCCGAUGAGGAUCGCGAAGCUACAGAAAUGUUGGUUGGCAAUGCGCAAAAUCUUAUGCAGAGUGUCAAGGAAACAGUACGUGCUGCUGAAGGUGCUAGUAUCAAGAUACGCUCUGACCAAACCUGCAACCGUUUACAAUGGGUGCGUCGACAGCCUUGGUAUCAAUAAUGAAGCUUUAUUUAGUUUUUUUAUUUUUUGGAUUGAAUUCUCUUUGGCCGAUUUCACAGUCAUAUGUUAAGACUUAAAACUGACUUAUGAUUAAAUCAAGACAGAAAAGUUGAUGACUUAAGCAUGACUUAUUCAGUAUUGAGAUCUAAACAAUGACUGUAAAAUCAGUCAUUAUUGACUUAAUAUCCUAAUGCUUAUAAAUUAAUAUAUUAAUAUGAUACAACAAUAUUGUUUAACGUACAAAGAAUAUAUCAUUAAAAACUUAAAGAUAAUAUUUUUUACAUUUUAUAUAUGUCAAUGCGCAAUGUUGUUAAACAUAAUAAAUUACAUUAUUUUAUGUUGUAUACUAACAAUAUUAUGGGUAUAAAAACUUAUUGAAAAAAAGAAAUAAUAGAAAUAUAGUUAAAAAUUUUA